Molecule: messenger RNA, 2552 nt
Organism: Alexandromys fortis (reed vole)
Lineage: Eukaryota; Metazoa; Chordata; Mammalia; Rodentia; Cricetidae
Gene: Mrgprd
Product: MAS related GPR family member D
Exons: 1
Coding region: 1-963 (320 amino acids)
Biological process (GO): G protein-coupled receptor signaling pathway
Cellular component (GO): membrane
Molecular function (GO): G protein-coupled receptor activity
Source: RefSeq, a predicted model, not a curated record
AUGAACUACAUUAGCAACAGCAGCCCGGCCUCAGGUCUGACCUUCAGCCCCACCAUGGACUCUGUGACCUGGGUCUACUUUUCGGUGACAUUUCUUGCCAUGGUUACCUGUGUUUUGGGCAUGGCAGGCAACAGUGUGGUGAUGUGGCUGCUGAGCUUCCGUGUGCAGAGGUCCCCCUUCUGUGUGUACGUUCUCAACCUGGCGGUGGCUGACCUCCUCUUCCUGUUCUGCAUGGCGUCCAUGCUCGGCCUGGAAACAAGGCUCCUGCUCCCAGCCAGCACCUCCACCAAAAUCUACGAGGGAGUGAGGAGAAUCAAGUACUUUGCCUACACUGCCGGCCUGAGUUUGCUGACGGCCAUCAGCACCCUGCGCUGCCUCUCUGUGCUUUUCCCCAUCUGGUAUAAGUGCCACCAGCCCCAGCACCUGUCAGCGGCAGUGUGUGGUGUGCUCUGGGUACUGGCCCUGCUGAUGAACUUCCUGGCUUCAUUCUUCUGCGUCCAGUUCUGGCAUCCCAGCAAGGAGCUGUGCUUCAUGAUGGACAUGGUGGUCAGUAGUAUUAUCCUGGGGAUUUUCAUGCCCAUCAUGAUCCUGUCCAGCACCAUUCUCCUCAUCCGGGUACGGAAGAACACCCUGCUGCGGAGACGGCGGCCCCGUCGGCUGUUUGUGGUCAUCCUGGCUUCUGUCUUCGUGUUCCUCACCUGCUCGUUGCCCCUGGGCUUCUACUGGUUCUUUCUCUACUGGGAGGAGCUGCCACAGAACGUGGUCUCCCUGUAUAUCUGCUUGUCACGCUUCUCUUCGUGCUUGAGCAGCAGCGCCAACCCAGUCAUCUACUUCCUUGUGGGCAGCCAGAAGAGCCACCGGCUGCAGGACUCCCUGGGCGCUGUGCUGGGGCGGGCGCUUCGGGACGAGCCUGAGCCAGAGGGCAGGGAAACACCGUCCAUGUGCACCAAUGAUGAGGUCUAAAGGCAGCCCACCUAAGGCCUCCCUGCCAGCCCCUCCCAGCCUUUCCCUAUGAGUAUUCCACUGGCCUUCAGUGGGUGGCCUAAAAGGUCUUGCAGCUCACCAUUUGGGGUCACUUUCCUCUUUGCCAAAGGGCUCACCACUGUCACCUUGUGUUCCUAAUCUAAACUGGGAGAUGAGGCAACAUUUCUUUCCAUUUCACCUGUUUAGACACAGAUCCUAGCUUUAGGCUCCAUCUUGUGCAAGGUUGUCUGGGAAAUAGAGUCUCCAGGUGGAGACAGCUGCUCGUGUGGGUGGAAAAGGUCAGUCUUAGCCACCUUAUCUGUUUGAGAUGGCAGCAAUCCUACUUUGAUUUCAGUUGUUGGGAGAAAUUCCCUAACAAAAAGCAAGACGGGGAGAAACAGUUUAUUUGACUUACAACUGCAGAUCACAACCCAUCAUUUCAGGGAAAUCAAGGCAAGAAUUAAAGCAGAUAGGGAUGUCAUGUCAAGAGGAAAAAAAAGAAAGAAAGGAGAGAGGGGAGAGAGAGAGAGAGCAAGCAAAUGCAUUUAUCCAUCCCUGCUUGCUUACUCUCAGCUAGCUUUUUUCUCUCUUAGUCUGUCUAGAACUCUCUGCCUGGGGAAUGGUGUUGCCCACAGUGGUGUGUCAAUCAACAAUCAAGACAAUCCCUCAGAGACAUGCCCAAAAGCUAACCUGAUCUAGUUAAUUCUUCACUGAGGCUUUCUCCCUAAGUGAUUCUAGGUUGUGCUGGGUUGACAGUUAAAGCUAAACAACACAGCACCUUGGACUUGGGGGGUAUACUGGUGACGCCACUCCGUGCUCAAAGCGCUAGCUCUGAUGCACUUGUCAUUGAGUGUGCCUGCAGCAGAUUGUGUGACUUUUCCUGGGGUGACAUGGACACACAUCUACACAUCCCAGACGGGGCACUGAUGACAGACCAAGGAACAAUCCCAUCCAAUCCCAGUCUGAUGAUCCAGUGAGUUAUUGGCUCACAGAAGUGUGGAUCAGAGGUUACUGAUAGAAAUGUAGGCGACCCUAAAACAGCAACAUCUCUGAAAAGUCCCACCCUAGCAUGGAUGACAACUCCCAGAGGCUGUGCAGGUGGAGGGCUCCCUUACUAACUAUCCUCCUCAUGCUAAAAUCUCCCCAAACCAAAAGCAGCUGGCGUGGUGUUAUCUCCAGUGGAGGGGAGGCACAGGAGGAGGGGGAGGAGUCUCAGACUCUUCUACCCUCUUUUCUUGAGAGGACCCCCACCGGCUUCUUCAUGAAGUUCUCUGAGGGAGCUUACAACUGCUUAGUCAUGGUGGCAAUGGUUGUGACUGAUAACCAGUGAACAGAACUCCACAGGUCAGCCAGCUGUGUCACCGUCUCUGACCACAUCUCACUGCCCUCUUCCCCCACUUGACCCCUGGCUCACCCGCAGGCUCUGACUUGACCUGUGGUGUCCUCUUGUAUCCCUAGUUCCCUGACAGGCCCAUAGACUUUUCCCCAAGAUGCCUGCACUGGUUGGCCUUGAAGCAGCAAAGGACAGAAACCUGGCAGUCAGAGGUUGGGAGGAAGGAGAGAGGGACAAGAUGGAAAGAGGUUGCUGA